AAAUAAAAUGAAUGGGAACUUACUUGGCAAAAUACUGACACACAGAAACAACAGAAAUAAAGUUUUGAUUCUCCAUCGUUUCAUCUUGCUGAAACAGAUUAUCUGGAUCCAAAGACCAUUUGAGCUGCUCUGUGCCAAACAAGUUUCAUUCACUGAAAAUCAAAAACAAAGAAGUAAAAAAGAGGAAGAAGACUCUGAAACAAUGCAGACGAAUUCAGUGGCGGAUUGAGCAGUAAUCAGUGAUGCGCGUGUGAUCUUGUCCUGCACUGAUGAGUCUGGACAGGAGAAGGAGAGGCGGGGCAGCGGAUGGACAGAACGAGCCGGUCCUAAUACAACAGCGACACGUGAACCAAACCCCAUACAUACACUGGACUCACAAACAGCAGGUUCCACACAGAGUAUGUGUAUGGAGAACAAGAAAAAUAAAUAAAAACAAAACGAACGUAGAUCCUUUGUUUGCUCUGGUUCAGCACCACGGAGAGCUCCUGCCUCCCUCCUACAAUAAAUCCAGUUAUUUGGCGCUUACAUUUUGGCUAAUCAAUAAGAGACACGUUUUAUUUUCCAUGUGGUCUGUGUACAUCAUUAUUGACGUACAAACGUAGCAGCCUCUGCAAUCUCCUACACUCACAUUCUCUUCCGGGUGCUGGUGGUCUGCACCUACGGUAUUCUCCUUUCGCUUUUUGUCGCUCAAGGAGGAUGUUGCAUCCGCAGGCCUGUUGUCAUCUGCUGGGAGAAUCUGACUAAAAUCAAGUGGAAGUAAAAAUGUCGCAGGAAUUUAAGAUGGCUGGAUGAUCCCCAGCUCAUUUUAAAGGAUUCCACCCUAUUGAUGGAACAUCCAGGACCAUCCUGCUGCCCGAUAUAAUGAAUGUUAUUGCAACAACGUAGUUGUUGACGUGCCAGCUGCGAAUAGUUAUUUGCAAUCAAUAAACAGAUCGGAGUUUCAGACCAAGAUGCUACAAGGCUCAAAUAUCUUAGGGCAUGAGAGGCCCCUGGUUAUCAGGAUAUCAUUCACAACCUGUGUUCUGACUACUGUGUGCCUACCACUGCUUGGACUAAUAACUUGUGUCUUCAUAUCUUCUGUUUUUCAUUUUGAGGACUCAACUGGUACACACUGCCAGGUUCCUAACUACCUGCCAUCUAUUAGUGCCUCAAUAAGCCUGAGUCCUGAGUGUCACAUAUGGCGGUUCUGCAUCGGACUGCACUCAGCACCAAGGUUCCUGGUGGCGUUCACCUACUUCAAAUUUUACAAGACACGUUUCGCCUCGAAGUUCCCUGAGAGUCCACUCAGCUGCUUGAACCUGGCUUUUUCUAUUUCUGAAAACCUCGGCCUCUUGCUCCUCACAUAUGUAUCGUCCAGUGAGACAUACUUUGUACAUAAGGAAGGCUUUGUCCUGUUCAUUGUCAGCUCGCUUAUCUACAUGCUGAUAACCUGCCGUUUGUGGAAAACUAUUAAAAAGUAUUCAUUGAGUCCUGAGGAUGCCAAGUCUCACCACUGGAAAGUGCGAUUUUUACUUCUUAAUGUAUCCUUCUGCGCCUUUGCCGGAUUCUUUUAUUGGAAACACAACAUGUACUGUGAAUCAGGGAGUUACACAUUUUUUGCUCUGUUUGAGUAUCUUGUCGUCUUCUCCAACAUGGCCUUCCAUCUCACUGCUGUGUGGGACUUUAAGAGCCGGGAGGUCAUGGUGAUUUCAUCCUCUGAAGAUAAAACCUUCUGACUAGAAACUCAAGGACUAAGUGCUAAAUAUACAACCACUCAACCACCUGAUGAUAACAGCCUUGAUCCUGCUCAAGAGGAAGAGUGGGAUGAAGGCCUUUUCCAUAUAUUUCCAUGAUGACAGCUCUCAAGUCCUUAGAGGGUGUAGAUGUCUGACAUGUAUGAACAAAAGAUAUGCACACGUGCUGCAGUGGAGUCUGUUCAGUUAGCUGUAAGUGCUUUUUAUGGCCUCAGUGUCUCAUUCAUGGAUGCCUUCACCUACAUACAGUAUGUGUAAUGUGCAAUUUCAACUUUUGUAUGAUGCACAACAUAUGUGUGGUCAUACUGUAUGUGUGCCAAAGUAAAGUGACAGUUCUCUCAAGUAUGCUUGGCUUUUAUUUUGAAAUACAAAAGGGAGGAACAUCUAAAAAUGAUUUAGUGAGGUGUGAAACAGUGGAAAGCAGGAUGUCCUGUGAGCAUUCAGAAUUUUCCAUUCUAAUUUCUCAUCAAGAACUACUCUGCUCUAAUACUCCAAAUGCAGUAUUAAGCCCACUAUGAAGAACAGACUGUUGUCAUUUGUCAUGCUUAGAUUUAAAAUUUUAUUCAUUUUUCGACAAUAUUUAAGUUUCAUGCAAAAUUCUAUUUCUACAUACCUAUAUGAGGCCUUAAGGGCUUGUUAUUACAGCAGGUAUUAUGAUCACACAAUGCUUACCUAACUGUAGCCAAAAAUUGGUAUGUCGUGCCAGUUUGGUGGAAAAUCUUAUAAAAUGCAUUUAAAUUCAA
Molecule: messenger RNA, 2476 nt
Organism: Lates calcarifer (barramundi perch)
Lineage: Eukaryota; Metazoa; Chordata; Actinopteri; Centropomidae
Product: post-GPI attachment to proteins factor 2
Exons: 6
Coding region: 951-1715 (254 amino acids)
Biological process (GO): GPI anchor biosynthetic process
Cellular component (GO): endoplasmic reticulum membrane; Golgi membrane
Source: RefSeq, a predicted model, not a curated record